AUGAGUCCUUUAACAAUAAUGGCCAUCCUCCUGGUUCUCCUCACAUACCUUUGGUCACUCAUCCCUGUCUCCUCAAAAUCAAACCACAUUAAACUACCACCCGGCCCUCGGUCACUGCCAAUAAUUGGAAACCUCCAUAUGCUAGGCAACCUCCCCCAUCGAAGCCUCCAACAAUUGGCCAAAAAAUAUGGACACAUCAUGUUCAUUCGUCUGGGCAAUGUUCCUACCAUAGUAGUCUCCUCCCCAAAAGCCGCAGAGCUAUUCCUCAAAACUCAUGACAAUAAUUUUGUCAGCCGACCCAAAUCCCAAUCCUCGGAGUACCUGUCCUACGGCACAAAGGGCAUGAUAUUUUCCCAAUACGGUCCUUAUUGGAGCCAUAUGAGGAAGCUCAGCACGCUUCAUUUCCUCUGUCAAGCAAAAAUGAAGGCUUUCGAGCCGCUGCGAAAGGAGGAACUUGGAGUGCUGGUUAGAAAGUUGAAGAGAACUACAGAGGAAGGUGGAGGAUUAACUAAGCGCUUAAAGAAAGUUAGCAAGAUGAUCGAUCAACUCCUGGAGAAAAUAUUAGACGAGCAUGAACAAGUUGCCAACACUAAGAAUGGGAAACAAGGCCAGCAUGAGGACUUUGUAGACAUGUUGCUUUCGUUAACGAACCAACCGCUAAACCAGAAUGAUGAGCAAGUACACUUUCUUGAUCGAACAAACGUGAAAGCCAUCUUACUAGACAUGAUCGUGGCGGCUUUUGAUACUUCGGCCACAUCGAUUGUUUGGAGCCUUGCUGAGCUCUUGAGGCAUCCGAGGAUCAUGAAGAAUCUCCAAGAAGAGCUCCAAAAUGUGGUGGGUAUGGACCGAAUGGUAGAAGAAUCAGAUUUGCCCAAGCUGGAUUACUUGAGUAUGGUGGUGAAGGAGAGCUUCAGACUACACCCAGUUGCACCGCUACUGGUCCCACGUGAAUCUAUUGAGGACAUUACAAUCGAUGGAUAUGACAUACCUAAAAAGUCUCGGAUCAUAGUAAACAUCUGGAGCAUUGGAAGAGAUCCUAACGUUUGGUCGGAAAAUGUGGAGGAAUUUUAUCCUGAAAGGUUCAUGAACAACAAUAUAGACCUCCAGGGACAUGACUUUCAGCUCAUCCCAUUUGGGUCUGGACGAAGAGGUUGUCCUGGUAUGCAAUUAGGGCUAACCACAGUUCGGCUAGUUUUGGCACAGCUGGUCCACUGCUUUAACUGGGAGCUCCCAACUGGCAUGCAACCUCAAGACUUGGACAUGGCUGAGAAUUUCGGUUUAAAUGUGUCAAAAGCCAAACACUUGCUUGCCAAGCCAAUUUACCGUCUUAUGUAGGUGGUGUUUUUUUAAUGUAAUCUAUUGAAUAAGGAAUUUUAUUUA
This is a messenger RNA of Rosa chinensis, 1380 nucleotides long. RefSeq names its product cytochrome P450 CYP736A12. Gene Ontology annotation, molecular function: monooxygenase activity; iron ion binding; oxidoreductase activity, acting on paired donors, with incorporation or reduction of molecular oxygen. The record is from RefSeq and is a predicted model, not a curated record. Lineage: Eukaryota; Viridiplantae; Streptophyta; Magnoliopsida; Rosales; Rosaceae. Bases 1 to 1335 code for a protein of 444 amino acids. The transcript is spliced from 2 exons.